Messenger RNA from Phialemonium atrogriseum, 1976 nucleotides. RefSeq lists its product as uncharacterized. Gene Ontology annotation, biological process: secondary metabolic process. Lineage: Eukaryota; Fungi; Ascomycota; Sordariomycetes; Cephalothecales; Cephalothecaceae. Gene Ontology annotation, molecular function: CoA-ligase activity. The coding region runs from base 94 to 1836 and encodes 580 amino acids. The transcript is spliced from 2 exons. The record is from RefSeq and is a predicted model, not a curated record.
AGACGCCGUUUCUCUCACUGGUAUAACCCCCGUCAGAUCAAGCCAUAAUUACCUACCUUUACCUACUCGCAAAUCCAAGAAGGCACCCUCAUCAUGACUAUCGAGUCCAGGUGGAAAACGCCGGUGCCGCGCAGCUCUCUGCAGCAAUGGGUAUUCGGCUCGUGUCGCGACCCAUUGCCUGACAAGAAGGCUUUCAUCGAUCCCGAGCGGCCCGACACGCACUUCCUCACGUUCGCAGACUACCGGCUCGUCGCCAAGCGGGUGGCACUGGGCCUCCAAGCCGAGGGGCUGAAGCCCGGCGACAGGGUGCUCCUCUUCUCUGGCAACAACAUCUUCUUCCCUUCCUUCUUCAUGGGCGUUCUCAUGGCCGGCGGCGUCUUUACUGGCGCGAACCCAACCUUUGUAGCCCGCGAGCUGGCCUACCAGCUGCGGGACAGCGGCGCCUCAUUCCUGGUCGUCGCCGAGGCCGCCCUCCAAACAGCCCUCGAGGCCGCAGCGGAGGUCGGCCUGCCGCGCGACAAGAUCUUCGUCUUCGGCGCUGACACGCCGAGGACCGAGGCCGCGCACGCGAACCAACCAAAGCCGGGCAGGGCCGGCCGGAGCGGAGGCGUCCGGCACUGGACCGAGCUGCUGGCGGGCAACCCGGGCAGGGCCGAGGCGUGGGACUGGGUGGAGCCGGCGGACGCGGAGAACACGACGUGCUGCCUGAACUACAGCAGCGGCACGACGGGCGUGCCCAAGGGCGUCGAGAUCAGCCACUUCUCGUACGUCGCCAACGGGGUCGGCGUGGUGUACGUCAACGACCUCAACCCCGACGUCGAGGCGACGCGGGCGCGGGCUAGCGGGCUCUGCUUCCUCCCCAUGUACCACGCCUACGCGCAGACCUACUUCAUCGCCAACAUGCCGCGCGUCGGCAACCCCGUCUACGUGAUGCCGAGCUUCGACUUCGUCAAGAUGCUGACGUACAUCCAGCGGUACCGCAUCACCAUGCUGACCUGCGUGCCGCCCAUCGUCGUCGCCCUGGCCAAGCACCCGCUCGUGUCAAAGUUCGACCUCAGCAGCGUCGAGGCCAUCGGCUGCGGCGCCGCGCCGCUCGGCCACGAGGUCGGCGAGGAGGUCGAGAAGCUGUGGCCGUCGGGCGAGGUCCUCGUGCGCCAGGGCUGGGGCAUGACCGAGGUGACGUGCACCUCGCUGGCCUGGGACCCCAACGACCGUCGCCGCAGCUCGGGCGUCGGCGAGAUGAUGCCCAACUGCUCGGCGCGCAUCGUUGACCUCGCCACGGGCCGGCCCAUCGCCGAGACCGGCAAGCCCGGCGAGCUGUGGGUCACGGGCCCGACGCUGAUGCGCGGCUACUGGGGCAAGCCCGAGGCGACGCGCGAGACGCUCUCCGUCGACGCCGACGGCACGCGCUGGCUCCGCACGGGGGACAUCGCCUACGUCAGCGGCGUCUACGGGCCGGGCGCCAUCUUCCACAUCGUCGACCGGCUCAAGGAGCUGAUCAAGGUCAAGGGGAACCAGGUGGCGCCCGCCGAGCUUGAGGCCCUCCUGCUCGAGCGGCCCGACGUCGCUGACGCCGCCGUCGUGGGCGUCACCAUCGACGGCGAGGAGCGGCCCCGCGCCUACGUCGUCAGGGCACCCGGGUCGGAUGCCGGGGAGCGCGACGUCGCCGCGUGGUUGGCAGGCAAGGUGGCGCCGCAUAAGCAGCUCAGGGGCGGCGUGGUGUUUACUGACGAGAUUCCGAAGAACCCGUCUGGCAAAAUCCUCCGUAAGAUUCUGAGAGAGCGCGCGCGGAAUGAGGUCGGCGAUCGUACGCCACCGGCGUCGAAGAUCGCUUGAGUGAGUCUCGCCACAGGACAGAGAGAGAGAGAGAGAGAACAUCUUCGCUGGCAUGGCAUGCAUCGUGUAGCAACAUAUGGAGAUCCAUAUUUGCCAACAAGAUCGAGAUCGAAUCUCGUCGAAAUCGGGGGCCCUCGGUA